AUGACCCAGGGAAAGCUCUCUGUGGCUAACAAGGCCCCCGGGACUGAGGGGCAGCAGCAGCAGGCAAAUGGAGAGAAGAAGGAUGCUCCGGCAGUGCCCUCGGCGCCACCCUCCUACGAGGAGGCCACCUCUGGAGAGGGGCUGAAGGCAGGGGCCUUCCCCCAGGGCCCCACGGCUGUACCACUCCAUCCAAGCUGGGCCUAUGUGGACCCCAGCAGCGGCUCCAGCUACGAAGGUGGUUUCCCCACAGGACACCAUGAGCUUUUCACCACCUUCAGCUGGGAUGACCAGAAAGUUCGCCGGCUCUUCAUCAGAAAGGUCUACACCAUCCUGUUGGUCCAGCUGCUGGUGACCUUGGCUGUGGUGGCUCUCUUUACUUUCUGUGACGUCGUUAAGGACUAUGUCCAGGCCAACCCAGGCUGGUACUGGGCUUCCUACGCCGUGUUCUUUGCAACUUACCUGACUCUGGCUUGCUGCUCUGGACCCAGGAGACACUUCCCUUGGAACCUGAUUCUGCUGACCAUCUUUACCCUGUCCAUGGCCUACCUCACUGGGAUGUUGUCCAGUUACUACAACACCACGUCAGUGCUGCUGUGCCUGGGAAUCACGGCUCUCGUCUGCCUCUCCGUCACCAUCUUCAGUUUCCAGACCAAGUUUGACUUCACCUCCUGUCAGGGUGUGCUGUUUGUGCUGCUCAUGACUCUCUUCUUCAGUGGACUCCUCCUCUCCAUCCUCCUGCCCUUCCAAUACGUCCCCUGGCUCCAUGCCGUCUAUGCUGUGCUAGGAGCGGGUGUGUUCACCUUGUUCCUGGCAUUUGAUACGCAGUUGCUGAUGGGUAACCGUCGACACUCGCUGAGCCCCGAGGAGUAUAUUUUUGGAGCCCUCAACAUCUACUUAGACAUUAUCUAUAUCUUCACCUUCUUCCUGCAGCUUUUCGGCACCAACCGGGAAUAAGGAGCCCUCCCCGCCCCCACCUUCCUCCAGAGAAUGUCCCCUCCCCAUCCUGUGACCCUCUCUGUGCUCCUGCGAGACCAGACAUAAACUUGCUGCAGCCAGCCUGUGAGCAGCCGCUCGCUCCUGUAGCCAGCCCUCACGCUGCGCUGCCGGCUUGUACAUCCGCCAUGCUUGGGGCCCUGCAGAUCUGAGGCCACACCGUCCCCCGUGGUGCCCCGGCACCCGAUCGCAUCUUCCAAAUGGCACAGUCAAGGCUGAGGGCACCUCUGGGUUUUCAGACCCAAAGAAUGAGUGGAAGGAGCCCAGCAGGACCUCAGAGGUGGGAAGAAGAUCCCUGGAAAACCAUGGCUGAGACUGUGACCCCCACCAAGUCUUCUCUGGCUCCAUUUUCUCUUUCGGGUCAAGCAACCAUGCUUUGUAAGAAAAAAAUAGCUGAGGGGACAUGUCUGGAACAUGAGGUCAGGGCUCUGUGGCGUGGGGUAAGCUAUCCCCAGCUGCCUCUCUAUCAGCUGCAAGCCAGUUGCUUGUUCUAGGGACCCGGGCAACAUAAGAAGUGGGAAGCCACUGCUUUCAUUACUUGCCUCAGUUUACCCUCCUGGGUCAUCUGGGUCAUAGAACAGGAGGGUGUGCUAAGUCCGUCCUGAGCUCCCAGGCAGGGGAAAGCCAGGGGAAGCUGGGAGGGCUGAACCAGUUGGCUGUCAGUCAAAAACAUCCACUGGAAAGGCACGUAUGACUGCAGGACUAGGACCCCAUCUCUCUUUUUUUCCACUCUGUCGUUCCCACAGACAUAAGGGGAGUGGGGUGGGAGGUCUGAUGGAAGUGGUUCUGUCUGCUGGACUAGCCCUUACUGGGGCUGUCCUUCAGUCCCUUCCACGCCUAUAUCCUAGGUCUUCCCCUGUCUUCUGCUACAUCCAAUCUUAUCUCCAGCCAGGCCUCCUGAGGCUAGAAGCACCAUUUCCCUCCCCCAGCUUCCCUGGCCACUCAGCCCAGAGUUCCUGGGCCCUUGCCCCCUUAUCUCCACAUCUCUGUAAUUUGGAAGCUGUCCAGUUAAUGGUCACAGCCAGAGCCAGUCCCUUGAGCCUGUCCCCUGUGAUGAAGCCAGAAUUCCUUAUCAACUUCCAGGCUGCUGGGAUCUCAGGCAGAGCGUGCGUCAGUCACCCUGCCCUGGCUUCGUGCCUGCUGGAGUGGGGACCAGGGGCCCACACCUGGGGCAGCAUGCAGGCAAUACAUGCACACGGCCAGCACUAGGCCAGUGGAAAGUUACUGGGUGAACUACAAGGCCCUGAGUGGGUAUAGGGGACCCUGUUUACCCCAGGAAAGGGAACUAGGUAGCCUGUGCAUCCCUGCCCCUCCCCACCCUGCCUGCUCUAGC
Apodemus sylvaticus (European woodmouse) is the source of this 2326-nucleotide messenger RNA. It is a transcript of the gene Faim2, whose product is annotated as Fas apoptotic inhibitory molecule 2. The record is from RefSeq and is a predicted model, not a curated record. Gene Ontology annotation, cellular component: Golgi apparatus; endoplasmic reticulum; membrane. Lineage: Eukaryota; Metazoa; Chordata; Mammalia; Rodentia; Muridae. Gene Ontology annotation, biological process: negative regulation of apoptotic signaling pathway. The coding region runs from base 1 to 954 and encodes 317 amino acids. The transcript has 12 exons.